This is a messenger RNA of Humulus lupulus (European hop), 1269 nucleotides long. RefSeq lists its product as uncharacterized. The transcript has 2 exons. The coding region runs from base 1 to 1269 and encodes 422 amino acids. Lineage: Eukaryota; Viridiplantae; Streptophyta; Magnoliopsida; Rosales; Cannabaceae. The record is from RefSeq and is a predicted model, not a curated record.
AUGCCCUUGAAGCCAAGGCAGUCUAAGAAAAAUUCUGUGGCUCCAAAAAGAAAAUUGGGGUUGGACUCGUCUUCUUCCCCCUUGACUGCUGCCAAGAAAAGAUUGAAGGUUCAUCCCCUUUCUCUGUCUUCCUCCGAAUCUAACCCUGAGGAAGGAACAUCUGAGUCUGAAGCAACCCAUGAUACCACCUUAUCUGAUGACACUGUUCCUGACAAUGCGGAAUUAGAGGCUGAGUCUGAUGAACUAGAACAAGAAGACAUUGUCCCCUCUGAACAAGAAGUCGAAUCUGACACAGAGCCAGUUGCAUCUCCCUUGUCAUCCAAAGCUAAAGGCAAGAGACCCAUUUCUGAUUCUACACCCUCUCCAAAACGUUCAGGUGUAAAUUUCAAACCUUAUUCUUCAACUUUUAGUUAUAAUGACAAUGCUCGUGAUAUGGUUCUCUAUGCUCAAAGGAAAUUUAUCAUUGAGAGAAAUUAUGUCUUGAGUGAUCAUCGGCCUUAUGGUGUGCUAACAAUGCUUCAAGAUCAAAAAUGGACAGGUUCUUUGGUUAAAUUUACUGGUUUUGUGGAUAGAAUAGUCAAGGAAUUCUAUGCCAAUCUUACUAAUGAAAUUAUUGAGCCUAAAUCUCCUCUGUAUUGUAAAGUGAUUGUUAGGGGCCAUUGGUUCUCUUUUUCUCCUCAAGACAUUGCCCAUGCUUUGCAUCUUCCUCUUGAUGUCUUGGGUCAUUACAUUGCCACUCUUGACAAGGAUGCGGUUAUCACUGAAUUAGUAGGGCAAAAAAUGGUAUGGCCAUCUAAUACAGUCAUCUCGGUCUCUAAUGUCACCUACACCUAUGUUGUCCUCCAUAAGUUUGCCACAACGAAUUGGAAACCAACUUCUCACACCGCAACUAUCUCAUUUGACAUGACCUCGUUUUUGUACAAAGUGGGGACCGGUAUUGGUAUAAACUUGGCUAUGGUCAUCCAUGAUCAAAUCAUUGGAUUUCGAAAAGGUAAUAGGAAAAACUUGAAUCUUCCUUUUCCUCAAGUUAUUUAUAAAGUUUUGAGUAUGCAGAAAAAAGAUCUCCAACGUGAUCAAGAAGACUUGGUGGCUCCCACUACUGCUGCUUCCUACAAGGCCUCUGCUCCUCCUACUGAAGCCACUGAUGCUUCAUCAACCAAGAAAGUCAAGCCCCAAUCUCUGAAGUUUGCCUCGGAUGACAUUCCUCAUGCAUCCUCCUCUGUUCCGACAGAUUCAGGACUUGUUGCUACAGAACUAACUGAUGUUUGA